AUGACUGCUGAGCAAUACAAAAAAGAGGAGGAAUUAAUCACCAAGGCUGUUCACGCGAUUGGACCGGUGGGUGAGCCACGAAGGGCUGGCAAGGACUGGGUUUAUGAAUAUCUUAAGCGCUUGCCAAAAGAAUAUCAACGAAUUGUACAACAACCUCAAGAAGUCGAUCGUACGGCCGCUGAGCACUACGGGCAAAUUGAACGGUGGUUUAUUGACUUAAAAAUCGCUAUGAAUAACCUCAAAAUUACACCUGCAAAUCUAUGGAACUUUGACGAGACCGGAUUCAUUGUUGGACAAGGAAAAAAGGAAGCAGUGGUCACAGCAUACCCAAAAACAUUAAAAAGAAUUUCUAGUCUGUCUUCUCGCGAAUCUCUCACCGUCGUUGAGUCUAUAAACGCCGAAGGAAAGGUUAUACCACCGUUAAUUAUCCCAAAGGGUGUUGUACAUCUGGAGGAAUGA
Molecule: messenger RNA, 459 nt
Organism: Talaromyces stipitatus ATCC 10500
Lineage: Eukaryota; Fungi; Ascomycota; Eurotiomycetes; Eurotiales; Trichocomaceae
Exons: 2
Coding region: 1-459 (152 amino acids)
Source: RefSeq, a predicted model, not a curated record